This is a messenger RNA of Sinocyclocheilus anshuiensis, 1185 nucleotides long. Its product is annotated as FERM domain-containing protein 4A-like. Gene Ontology annotation, cellular component: cytoskeleton; bicellular tight junction; adherens junction. Gene Ontology annotation, molecular function: cytoskeletal protein binding. The transcript has 11 exons. The annotation marks the transcript as partial. Gene Ontology annotation, biological process: establishment of epithelial cell polarity. Lineage: Eukaryota; Metazoa; Chordata; Actinopteri; Cypriniformes; Cyprinidae. The record is from RefSeq and is a predicted model, not a curated record.
UAUCUGGAGCGCACACGCCAUUCCACGGCUACUUCCAGAGACAGAGAAAGAGAGAGAGAGAGACAACAACCUCCCUCCCUUCUGCUCGCUCUCUCACUCACACGCGCUUCUCCUGAGGAAGCAGUAUGAAAGCCGACACAGUAUGGGCUGAAGACCAUAGUGAGGACGCCCACCGCUGAAAGACACAGAGGCAAAACGGAGAGAAAGAGUGCAAGAAACACCAACAAAGAAGGUGCGAACACAUUGAAAAGCAGAACCAGGCUGGAAAAUUGGCUGGAGGGAGCCGUGGAGACGGAGCGAGAGAGAGGAACAGCCCGUCUGUCUGUGGCGGGUCAGCAGACGCCGAACGCUCGUGGACCAGACGCUCACACUCACACCAUGGUGGUCCAGGCAGCCGUAACGCCCGGUAGAACCCGCAGGCUUCUCCUCAAGCUGCCGGUGGGGACGCUGAGGCGAAAUAGCGAGGACAGGAUGACGGAAGGGCGGAGAUGUCAGGUCCAUCUCCUGGAUGACAGGAAAUUGGAGCUCCUGGUACAGCCCAAGCUAAUGGCGAAGGAUCUUCUAGACCUGGUGGCAUCCCAUUUCAACCUGAAGGAGAAGGAAUAUUUUGGAAUCUCUUAUGUAGAUGAGACGGGUCAUUUCAGCUGGUUGCAGUUAGAUCGUCGUGUUCUGGAACACGAGUUUCCUAAGAAAUCUGGACCCAUUGUGCUUUACUUCUGCGUUAGGUUCUACAUAGAAAGUAUCUCUUACCUUAAGGACAAUGCCACAAUAGAGCUGUUCUUCCUCAAUGCAAAGUCCUGCAUCUAUAAGGAGCUCAUAGAGGUGGACAGUGAGGUGGUGUUUGAACUGGCCUCUUAUAUCUUACAGGAAGCUAAAGGAGACUUCACGAGUAAUGAUGCUACUAGGGCUGAUCUGAAGAAACUGCCAGCACUGCCUACACAAGCACUGAAGGAGCACCCUUCACUCGCAUACUGUGAGGACCGGGUCAUUGAGCACUAUAAGCAGCUAAGUGGACAGUCCAGAGGCCAGGCUAUCGUCAAUUAUAUGAGUAUAGUGGAGUCGUUACCCACAUAUGGAGUGCAUUAUUAUGCUGUUAAGGAUAAGCAGGGUAUCCCGUGGUGGCUGGGUUUGAGUUAUAAAGGCAUUUUUCAAUAUGACUACCAGGACAAAGUCAAACCAAGAAAG